Exophiala spinifera is the source of this 489-nucleotide messenger RNA. RefSeq lists its product as uncharacterized. The record is from RefSeq and is a predicted model, not a curated record. Lineage: Eukaryota; Fungi; Ascomycota; Eurotiomycetes; Chaetothyriales; Herpotrichiellaceae. The transcript has a single exon. The coding region runs from base 1 to 489 and encodes 162 amino acids.
AUGGCGAAAAAAGAAUGGUCAACUUACGAACGACGAUACUGCAUUGAUUCUGACGCGAGAACGUUUACAAAGACAGAGAUUCAUCACAAUACGAACGUCCGUGGCGAGCUAACAACUCCCUGGAAGUCAACCGAAAGAAUUGUGAACGAGUACUACGCACUACAGCUCGUCAAGAAGAAAACAACAAUCCCUGUGCCUCAGCCUUUACUUCUGAAGAAGGAACUCACUAGUUGGUCGAUAACUACGGAAUAUGUCGCCGGCACUGCUCUAGAUGAGCUUCCAGGGAAUAUCCGUGCAACAGCAGUCCCAAAUGCUGAUCGAUACAUCAACGACCUCGUCUUGCCACAGCUGGCGACUCUCAAGUCCAGGUGUAGCGGAGCUCUGACUGGAGAUGUGAUACCUCCUCGCCGCGUGAUCGAGAAGUACCCUGAGAAGAAAUGGACGCCUACAAGAACGCAAACUCAAUCAAUAUUCUCUGCGACCCGUUGA